AUGAGUGACAUAACAACUAAUAAAAUUCAUAAUGAAGAGUUCAAGAUCUGGAAGAAAUCAAUUCCCUCGUUGUAUCAACACAUAUCGACCUUCAAGCCUUCUUUUACAUCUCGAAUUGAGGGGAUAGAAAAAAUCCCUAAGAACGUGGUAUUUACACAUAAGGUUGUCCCGGACAAAGAAAAAGGCACACUAACGACAUCGCUGCUGUGCACUCAGGGGAGCGAUGUCUACGAGGUGGAUUGCCAACUACCUCUAGGUCUGCACACCACAUCUGAGAAACUGCCAGAGCCUCACUACGAUACCGCUUUCUCUUCCCUCACUUCGACGACGUUGGUGCCAAAAUGGACUUACCAAGGAGAGACCAUCACAAAAUUGGAAUAUGUGGGUUCUCCGGACUGUGAGUUUAUUGCAAUGGCAUCCAACGGGUCAUUGGCAUGGUUCAAGGAAGGAUGCAAAGUUCCUGUGCAUGUCAUGGCUGAAAUGAUGGGUCCAUCUACUAGUUUUUCUAUGAUCCAUCUUCAGAAGAAGCGUAAUGAGAUAAUCGCCGAUUUCGCUGUCUCACAAGACACAGAAACUGUCGUGAAGUCACAACAGAGUAUGAUGAAUGGUGGGAGUGGCGAGCACAGCAUCUUAAAAAUUGUUGACAACUGUCAAUCACCCGGUGAUCUACUACGUACCAUUCCCGUGGAAGGAACUACCGUCACGCACACUGUUAAGUUCCACGACAACCAUAUGUUCAGCACGUGUUCAGAUGACAACAGGUUGAGGUUUUAUGACACAAGAGGCAAUGGAAAACCGAUCUGGAGUGUUUGUGAUCCCAAUGACGGAAGAUUGACUUGUUUUGAUGUUUCCCCUGUUAUGGAGACGAUGUUCAUAACCGGUUCUAGCACAGGUUUCUUGAAGCUGUGGGAUUUGCGUUCUAUUGCAGCUGCUACUGCUGAACAAGAGGAACCUACAGAGAUUGUCAGCCUCUACCAUUCUGGUGGUGAUUCCGUCGAGGAUGUAAAGUUUGGCGUCUCAUCACCCACGGAGUUUUUAUCAGUUGGAGGUAGUGGCAAUGUCUACCACUGGGACCUCGAAUAUUUAUUCGCUCGUGAAAAUGAGAAUGAUGACGAUGUGGCCGACUCUGAGGAAUUGCAACAGCAAUGCCUGAAAUUUAUGCACACCGGCGGUGGGAGGAGAUCCAUCGGAGACUUAAAUAAGAGGGGCACAGCUACUUGGCAUCCAAUCAUUGAUGGAGUUGUCGGUUGCGUCGAUGCAGACGGUUUGUUGACCGUCUAUAAGGGUUUCAUUGGAAGAGAAGAUGACGAUGAACAAUCACAAGGCGAUGCGGAGGAAUUACAGGAAUAA
Lachancea fermentati is the source of this 1350-nucleotide messenger RNA. NCBI's taxonomy places the organism in Eukaryota, Fungi, Ascomycota, Saccharomycetes, Saccharomycetales, Saccharomycetaceae. The record is from the annotation of a GenBank genome assembly.